This is a messenger RNA of Exserohilum turcica Et28A, 1395 nucleotides long. RefSeq lists its product as uncharacterized. The coding region runs from base 99 to 1265 and encodes 388 amino acids. The transcript has 5 exons. Lineage: Eukaryota; Fungi; Ascomycota; Dothideomycetes; Pleosporales; Pleosporaceae. The record is from RefSeq and is a predicted model, not a curated record. Gene Ontology annotation, molecular function: metalloaminopeptidase activity. Gene Ontology annotation, biological process: proteolysis.
CACGGCAGCGCGCUAGAGACGGCAUCAGCUUGCAGGCCCUACCCGCCGUCUGUCCUUGACCACCACGACCUCUCACACGACCAACCUCGGCGCACACAAUGGCGGCAGAAGACGCCCCGCGCAAAUGCUCGGGCCAAGACUGCGAAAACGACGCCGGCUCGCUGCAAUGUCCAAACUGCCAGAAACUGGGAAAGGAGAGCUACUUUUGCUCACAGGAAUGCUUCAAGCGCAACUGGGGUGAGCAUAAGAAGGUGCACAAGUCACAAACCACCGGCCACUACAACCCCUUCCCUACCUACCCGUACACGGGAGCGCUCCGACCCGUAUACCCGCUGUCGCCUCGCCGAGAAGUACCCAAGCACAUUCGGUUACCCGACUACGCAAAAGACGGAAUUCCGCGAUCGGAGCAAGUGUUUGUCAACCGGAAUAAAAUCACCAUCCUGAACAAGGAGGAGCAGGAUGCGAUGCGCAAAGUGUGCCGAUAUGGGCGGGAGAUUCUGGACAUUGCAGGCAGAGCUGCGAAGCCCGGCGUUACGACUGAUUACAUUGACGAAAUUGUCCACAAGGCGACGGUUGAGCGGGAUUCGUACCCAUCGCCCCUCAACUACUGCCAUUUUCCCAAGUCUGUAUGCACGUCUCUCAACGAGGUCAUCUGCCACGGCAUCCCCGACCAAAGAGUACUCAAGGAUGGAGAUAUUCUCAACAUCGACAUCUCCGUCUACCACGGCGGUUUCCACGCGGAUCUGAACGAGACUUACUACAUUGGAGACAAGGCGCUCGCGAACCCAGACGCUGUGCGGGUGACUGAGACUGCGCGCGAAUGCUUGGACAAGGCGAUUGAGAUUGUCAAGCCAGGCACGCUUUUCCGCGAAUACGGCAACGUCAUCGAGAAGCAUGCGAAGAGCCGGAACUGUAGUGUUAUCAGGACAUAUUGCGGACACGGCGUCAACCAGCUUUUCCACUGCGCGCCCAAUGUUCCGCAUUACGCAAAGAACAAGGCGGUUGGGCAAGCGAAGCCAGGAAUGUGCUUCACAAUCGAGCCCAUGAUCAGUGUUGGCUCACACCGAGACAAGACAUGGCCGGACGACUGGACAAGUGUCACGCAAGACGGCUCUCUGACUGCGCAAUUUGAACAUACCCUGCUUGUAACGGAGGAUGGCGUCGAGGUGCUGACUGCCAGGCUACCCGACUCGCCAGGCGGCCCAGUGCCAAUGCCAGAAGCCACCAAUGGAGAAUCGAAUGGGGAGAAGAAAGCGGAGGCUUGAGCGCAACUUGGAUGGAAAAGACAGAGCGGCAGCAUGUUGUACUUGAAAUGACGCCACCACAGGCUCCCCCAGACGGUCAUGGUAUUACUAUGCGGCACUACACCUAAUUCAUACUCGGUGGCUCUGAAAU